AUGAUGCGCAAAAAGCGACGUUCUUCUGUGGACAAACCAAGUGAAAGCGGUGCACCAUCAGAAACGUCCAAAUCGAAAAAGAGUCGAUCAGAUGGACGCAACGCCAAGCCCAGUUGGCAGGACAACGCAGCUGACAGCGUAUUCGCUCAGAUGCUGCGGGACGCAGGAGUGGUCCUGAGAGGGGGCAAUACGCCCAACGAGAUAAAUGUGGACCAAGUGGUGUUCCAGAGGAGACUACAGCAGCACCUCAGGAAGAAUCCCCGAUACCCAAAUAUAAUCCAGGAAUUUGUUGCUGGACUGGAGUCUCACAUUGAGGACCAUCUGAACUUCAAGAACUGCCUCCUGCCUUGUGUCCGUCCCUUGUUGGAUGAGGAGUGCAGCUCUACUGGCUCUUAUCAGGAGAGCCUUAUUCGCCAUCUGCUGGGAAUUGAGAUGCUGCAGCCCUCUGUUAUAAACACCCUGUUUGAGAAGCUACCUGAGUUCAUGUUUGAUGGAAUUGGAGAGGAUGGGCUCAAUGUCCCUCGCAUGAUAAUGAGCCAGCUCAAGUGGUUAGACAUUGUCAAGGAUAGCAAGGAUUUGGCGAGUAAGUUGAUGCAGCUGGUUUCUGUGGCACCAGUUGAGAUCCAGCGUGACAUCAUCACUAGUCUGCCGGAGAUCCUGGAGGACUCUCAGCACCACGACAUUGCCAAAGAGCUCCACUCCCUGCUCCAGCAGAACACCCAGCUGACCGUGCCUAUCCUGGAUACCCUCUCCACACUCAGUCUGAGCUCUGCACUGCUGGCAGAGGUGCGUGGCGCCAUCAUGGUUACCCUCUCCGCUGUGCAGCUGGAGGACCUUCCCGUCGUGGUCAAGUUUAUCCUGCACAGUGUCUCUGCCUCAGACACCAAUGAGGUGGUGAGUGACCUGCGGAAGAAGCUGGAGCUGGAGUUGUGUGUGCUCCCCCCAGUGCUGCAAGCCUCACAGAAUCGCCUGAAGAACAAGGGGGCAACUUGCUCCUCGAGUGUCCCAGCAGCCACUGAUAGCCAGGACUGUGUUGGUCUGGUCCUGGAUGCCAUCAGAUCGGCGGUGCGCUUUCAGAAAGUGAUCCUGGAGGCUUGGCUGAAGGCUAUUGAGAGUGUUGAUGAAGCGGAAAACCACAAGGUCAUUGACCUCCUGGUCCUGUUCAUUCUGCACUCCAUUAACGCUAACAAUAGCCGCCAGAGCGCAGAGAAGGUACUGCGGCUCAAGGUUCGAGGAGGGCAGAUUCGAGAGGCUCUACUGGAGAAGACAUUCCGGGGCCAUGCCCAGGUGAUGCGGGGGUACUUCCCCUCCAUCUUGGCCCUGGCAGAGACUCUCCUGCAUUCCUCAGACCCCUGUGUGGUGCCUUUUGGAGGACACAUGUACAAACACGCCUUCGCUGCCUUUGACCCCUACUGCCAGCAGGAGGUUGUGGGCUCCCUGGUCACCCACGUGUGCAGUGGUGUGAGUGGGGAGGUGGACGUGGCCCUGGAGCUGCUGUGUGACCUGGUGACACAGAGACCAGCAGAGAUGGCUGUGUAUGCCGUCUUCCUCAAGAGGAUCCUGGACUUCAUGGAGAACAUGACGCCCCAGCAUGUCCGCAGGCUCUUCUACCUGCUCAGCUCCCUGGCCUUCAGCCAGGACCAGAGAAGCAGCCACAUCCAGGACGACAUGCACAUCGUGAUCCGGAAGCAGCUGUGCAGCGCUGCGUUUAAGUACAAGUGCUUUGGCAUCAUCGGAGCAGUCAUGGUGGUUGGCAGCAUGGGUUCCUGCAGGAGUAAAUCUGAGGCCAAUGAGAAGUCCCAAGGCAGCAGCCUGCCCAAAGAGAUGUACAGACAGGUGACGUCCCUGCUGGAGCUGGUCCGGUCUUGUAGUGAAGUGACCCCAGAGGCAGCUGCCCUGUACUAUGAUGAACUGGCCAACCUGCUGCAGACCUGCAGACUGGUCCCUCAGGUGCAGGAGUGGAUAGGGAAGAGUGUACUGGAGGAUUUUCAGGAGGACUUUGUGGUGGACCUGGGACCAGAGAUACAAGGCUCCCUCCCCUUCCCUGCGGCAGUGAUGUACAACCUGGAUGAGGAGGAGAGUCAGGGAGGGAUCGCCGUCAACCUCUUGCCUCUGCUGGCUGAAGACUUUCACCACAAGGGGGAUCCGCGGGGUCUGCUCAUUGACAAAGAGAAGAAACGUGUGUCUCCGCUGUGUCUGGCCUCCUUCUUCCGCCUGCUCAGGCUGUGCGAGGAGGAGCAGCACCAGGGCGACCUGGAGGAGAUUGAUGCCCUGCUGGGCUGUCCCCUGGUUCUGACCGACCUGGAUGUCGUGGAGAAAGCGGAGAGCCUAUCCAGGCCGGAGAGGGAGUUCCUGUGCUCUCUGCUCUUUUACACCAUCAACUGGUUCAGAGAGGUUGUGAAUGCGUUCUGUCGGCAGCAGGACCCGGAAAUGAAGAUGAAGGUGAUAACCAGGCUGCAGAACAUUACAUACCUGCAGACGGUGCUGGAAAGGUGCCUGGCAGCAACGCCUGGCUUUGUUCCUCCUCUCGCCAACUUUGACUGUGAGAGCGGAGGGGGGGUGGUCCCGCCCCCUGCCACUGCCCCUCCCAAGAAGGGCAAGAAAGAGUCCGCCGGACGGAAGAGGAAGGCCCCAGCCACUAAGAACUCAUCAGGUGACGACUCUCAGCUGGAGGAGGGAGCGGAGGCGGAGGAGACACAGCAGAUACCGACCCCACAGGAGAAAGAUAAGGAGAAGGAGAAAGAGAAGGAGUCCAAGGGAGGGGUCAGUUUGGCUUCGUACAGGCCCUUCUUCAGGGAACUGGACUUGGAGGUGCUGAACGUGCUGCAGUGUGGCCUGCUCUCCCGGUCACUGCUGGACACUGAGCUCCACAGCAGGCUCCGGGAGGAAGUGCAGCUGGGCCCUGCAGAGCUGGUCUUCCUGCUGGAAGACAUGUUGAGAAAGCUGGAGUUCAGGCUGGCCGCCACCGCCGCCAAGAGAUCCCCCUUUCUCAAAGGCAGGUCGGACAGGACCGUGGGCUUCUCGCACCUGCAGCAGAAGAGUCCCCGAGACAUCGCCAGCUGCUGCAUCCAGCUGCUGCCCACCCUCUGUACCCACCUGGAGAACUGCCACAACCACUUUCAGGCCCUGCUGUCUGAGAACCAGGGGGUGGUGGACGCCACAGGCCUGGACUUGAAAGAGCAGCAGCUCAUGUCCUCUGCGUACCAGCUGCUGCUUCAGGUCCUGUACUCCUGCUUCAGCUGGGCCGGCUUCUCGCAGCACGAGCACCGUGACCUGCUGAAGAAUGCCCUGGGCGUGUUGGCAGGGAGACUGAAGGAGGGCGAGGCAGACCUGACCCUGGAUCAGCUCACAGGACACGGCUUUGAGUACCUGCUGAACCUCCGCAGCACCCUGCCCAGCCUCAGCACCGCCCUCUGUCUCACGCAGCUUCUCAUCGCUGUGGCGGAGAGAGGAGCGGCCAACCGCAUGGCCUACAGAGAAAAGAUAGCCUCCCUGAGCCGGCACUUCCUGUGCCAGGAGUGGGUUAUGCCCGGCGGAGAGAAGGAGCGAGGCAGCAAACACAAUGACACCCUGCAGACCCUCUUGAGCAUUUAUCUGGACCACACAGACGAUAUCCUGAAGGCAAUAGAAGAGAUUGCUGGGGAGGGGUUUCCGGAGCUCAUGGAUGCCCCCAAGAAUGGCUGGUCCACAAGGUUUCCCACUCUCACAAGACAGACAUUCCUGGUGUUCUACCGGGGCAUGAUUGCAAAGCUGGAGAAGUCUGUGAGGAGGAUUCCCCCUGCCCGACAGAGUGACAGCACUGAGGUCCAGAGUGAGAAACUGCUGACCUGGAACCUGGCUGUGAGGGAUUUCCACAUCCUGGUCAAUAUGGUUAAGAUGUUUGACACCAGACCUGUUCUCAGCGUGUGUCUGAAGUAUGGUCGUCUCUUCCUGGAGGCGUUUCUCAAACUGGCAAUGCCGUUGCUGGACUUCAGUUUUAAGAAGCACAAGGAAGAUGUGCAGAGCUUGUUGAAGACCUUCCAGCUCAGCACUCGGCAGCUGCAUCACAUGUGUGGCCACUCAAAGAUUCGACAGGACACGGGGCUGACCAACCACGUCCCGGUGCUGAAGAAGAGCCUGGAGCAGUUUGUGUACCGGGCCAAGGCCAUGCUCGCGCGCAACCACUGCCAGGAGGCCUUCUGGCUGGGCAACCUGAAGAACCGCGACUUGAAGGGUGAGGAAAUCCUCUCCCAGAGGUCACAGGGGAGUGACGAAGAGGGAGAGGGUGAGGAAGAGGCCUCACAGCUCCCACAGGAACAGUCUGAGGAUGAGGUACUGCUGAUCUAG
Molecule: messenger RNA, 4326 nt
Organism: Megalops cyprinoides (Indo-Pacific tarpon)
Lineage: Eukaryota; Metazoa; Chordata; Actinopteri; Elopiformes; Megalopidae
Gene: fancd2
Product: FA complementation group D2
Exons: 42
Coding region: 1-4326 (1441 amino acids)
Biological process (GO): homologous chromosome pairing at meiosis; mitotic intra-S DNA damage checkpoint signaling; interstrand cross-link repair
Cellular component (GO): condensed chromosome; nucleus
Molecular function (GO): DNA polymerase binding
Source: RefSeq, a predicted model, not a curated record